Molecule: messenger RNA, 2029 nt
Organism: Pleuronectes platessa (European plaice)
Lineage: Eukaryota; Metazoa; Chordata; Actinopteri; Pleuronectiformes; Pleuronectidae
Product: ras-related protein Rap-2b
Exons: 2
Coding region: 267-818 (183 amino acids)
Biological process (GO): negative regulation of cell migration; Rap protein signal transduction
Cellular component (GO): plasma membrane
Molecular function (GO): GTPase activity; GDP binding; GTP binding
Source: RefSeq, a predicted model, not a curated record
AACGGGGGAAGCUUGUUGAAGAACCGGCUGGGUCCGACGUCCGGAGCCCAUCAUGUCACAAUACAGAUGCUGAGCGCGGGUCCGACACCGUAUCUACCCACCGAGCGGCAGUAGUUGACGGCCACGCCCCGCACCCACCGACCGGGAGCCCGGAGAAAACUGCCGGCGGAGACGCGACGGCGAGCGGGCGGAGAAGCCAGCAGGGCGGCUAGCGGAGAGGAAGCAGGAGUGUCGGCGGCUCUCUGGGGUCGGAGAGGGGGGGAACCAUGAGAGAGUACAAAGUAGUGGUGCUCGGAUCCGGUGGGGUCGGGAAAUCCGCGCUGACCGUCCAGUUCGUGACGGGCUCCUUCAUCGAGAAGUACGACCCCACGAUAGAGGACUUCUACAGGAAGGAGAUCGAGGUGGACUCGUCCCCGUCCGUGCUGGAGAUCCUGGACACGGCGGGGACCGAGCAGUUCGCCUCCAUGCGGGACCUGUACAUCAAGAACGGCCAGGGCUUCAUCCUGGUCUACAGCCUGGUGAACCAGCAGAGCUUCCAGGACAUCAAGCCGAUGCGGGACCAGAUCAUCCGGGUGAAGCGGUACGAGCGGGUGCCGAUGAUCCUGGUGGGGAACAAAGUGGACCUGGAGGGGGAGAGGGAGGUGUCGUCCGGCGAGGGGAAGGCGCUGGCGGACGAGUGGAACUGCCCGUUCAUAGAAACUUCAGCCAAAAACAAAAGCUCCGUGGACGAACUGUUCGCGGAGAUUGUCCGACAGAUGAACUAUGCCUCCACUCCGAAUGGCGAUGACCAGUGCUGCUCGUCCUGUGUCAUUCUUUAAGAAAAAACCAACGAGGACGGCUUCCAGUUUUAUUCUUUGCUCGGUUUUUCAGUUUGCAAUGUGUGUUGCAGCAAGUGUGUACUGUGGAGCUCUUCUUCGUGUCUCACCCCGGCCUUGGAGGAAAAUGAAGGCAGGAAUGCUGCAGGGGGGACGAGGAGGAGGGAGGGGGAGCAACUGAGACGGAGGGAGGGAGGGGUCCACUCUUCAGGAAUUCUGCUGGGUUGGAGUAUCUUUUGCUGCACGAUCAGUGUCCGCCGUCGAUGUCAACACAGUGUCAGACCCAGAGUUUCAGCAGUGACACCCUCCUCCCUCACCAGCUCCCAACUGUACUCCCGACUGGAACUAAACCCCAAUGGAAAAGAAAUGGAGGGCAACACUUAGAGACUCAUAAAUGGAUAUUUCUGUAUAAGACGAAGACACAGAGAGAAAGAGAGAGAGAGUAUAUUUUGUUAAAAAGACUGCACAGUCCGGGGGAUGCUAAAGAUAAAGGUGACGUCUCUGCCUAACCCGCUUCGAAGCAACGCUCCGCAACGCUUAAAAUCCUAUUUUUCUCCAAAGUCAAAAGAAAUGGACGAAUUUAUCUGCUGGUGGAGUAAACGUGAUGUGUGCCACUUUUCUUCUUUUUUCCCUUCAUCUCCUCUUCAAGUGUGCGAGAGGACCUUUUUAACUGAAGUGACACAGGGAUGGCGACCCGCUCGCCCUCGUGUCGAGUGCCUUUCCAAAACAAAUCAGCUGUUCAGAUUUAGUGCCAACCUUCAUGUUUCACCAAAAGAACUGUUCCAACGUGGCAACCCACAAACUAGUGAACUGUUCUGGAUAAUCUCAUAAGGGUGGAGGCUGAAAAAAGAAAAACACAAUAGGCUCUUUGUUAAUGGAAUGGCGGUUUUCUGUAUGUUUUUACGUUUUGCCUUUUUGAAGUCUGCGGUGUUCAUUUUGCAAUUUCUGCUUGGUCUGGCCAAACCUAUAUCUUGAAACGAACAGGUACUGGAACCCCCCUAGAGGUGGUGACAACAUCAGACGCUGCCAGACCACUUCAAUCAAAGGAAAUCUGUUUGUUCUCUUUAUUUUGUUGUUUUUAACAGGAAAUGUGAUGAUGUACCGUUGACAAAUCUAACCUGAUUGUAAGUUUAAUUUCAGACCAGCCUUUUAACAGUGGGCUGUCUGUUUUGAAAACAAGAAUUUUAAUACAAAUUGCAUUUUUUUUAAAGAAA